AUGGCGUCGGUGGCAGGUCGUGUUUCUCGGCUAAUUCUAAGCAGGAAUGCAGGGGCAUUCACUCGGAACUCUGGGUUAAAAUCGCAGGGUACGACAGGAGUAACUUUAAGUCGAAAUGCUGUGUCAUCAACGACGGGUGGUAUACUACCAAAACCGGAGAAGGUACCGUUUGGACUGAUCCGGAUGACGGCGGUGGUCAUUCCGUUUCUUUACAUUGGCACCCUUAUAAGCAAGAACUUUGCCGCUUUGCUGGAGGAACAUGAAAUCUUCGUCCCAGAUGACGAUGACGACGACGACUGAACUGCACGUGUCAGUCCCCGAUAAUGACUGCGGAAUGACGUGAUUGACGGCGUACUGAAGAAGAUGACCGACCGUGUCACCGCCCAAUCCACCACAUCAUCAUCCUCUGUUUACAUUUCCGUAACCGUGCCCUUGCUUUAAACCUGCGCUCUGGAAACCCAGAGCGACUGUUUUUAUUUGUCCGAUUUCAUUAAAGAAACAUGUGAGGCUCCCGUCACGUUGUCCUCACUCUUGUUUGCAUGUACAGUUUUGUCUUGACUCAAAUAAAACAGGCGACUGUUGA
Molecule: messenger RNA, 583 nt
Organism: Chanos chanos (milkfish)
Lineage: Eukaryota; Metazoa; Chordata; Actinopteri; Gonorynchiformes; Chanidae
Gene: smdt1b
Product: single-pass membrane protein with aspartate-rich tail 1b
Exons: 3
Coding region: 1-300 (99 amino acids)
Biological process (GO): mitochondrial calcium ion homeostasis; calcium import into the mitochondrion
Cellular component (GO): uniplex complex
Source: RefSeq, a predicted model, not a curated record